AGAUUAUUGUUAAUCGAAUAGUCAAAGAGUCGGGCAAAUAUUUGAAAACAUGAUGAGAAGCACCGACAAUGUGCCAUUAGUCGAGGAGGGAGGACAGCCCCCUAAUCAUAUUCACCUAAGCAUUUGGCACAAGAUACUGUUCUAUAUGCUGGGUCUGACAUCUGCCUUGACCAUCUGUGUCCUCAUCCGAUUGUCCAAUAAACUGGCAGCCGAUGCCGAGCGCAAGGCAAUGAUGCAUUUCAAGGAGAUAUCGAACCGCAUAGGUCAUAAAUUUGAUAACUGAACCUGACUCCGAUAACUAAUGCUCCACUGUAACUAAUGUUUUUAUUUUCUAACCAUUUGUAUGAAUAAAGUGCUAACUAAAAA
Molecule: messenger RNA, 366 nt
Organism: Drosophila innubila
Lineage: Eukaryota; Metazoa; Arthropoda; Insecta; Diptera; Drosophilidae
Exons: 2
Coding region: 50-283 (77 amino acids)
Source: RefSeq, a predicted model, not a curated record